GCAUUAAACCUAUCCUCGUUGGUUUUUGAAAUUCUGUAAUUCUAUGUAACAUUUAUAGUUGUUUCUUUUUGUGUUAGGAUUCUGCUAGAUACUCAAUUAAUUUACAUAAUGAAGCAUUAGUGAAGGUUUCAUGAAAUGCGGUUUGCAAGGUGUGUUAAACUAUUGAUUGCUGUAGUUGCAAGUUUGUUUAUUCUAUGGCUAGCGAACAAGCCAAGAGCAAAGCACGAUGAUUUAGGAUGGGACUUGAAAAAUGACGAUGUCGCUAUACCCAUUAAGUUUGGUAAGAAUCAAAGAGAGUAUAUUGAUUCGAGAGGAAUUCAUGUAGUGGUUGGGCGCUAUGUUGGAGAUUCAUUGCCUGGCCCAUCUCAUCCAAAUUUAACUGAAGAAAUUCUCAAUCAAAACAACUUUAAUCCUCAUCCAUCACAAGGAGAAUGGGGAGAACCUGUUGCAAUUCUACCUCAUGAGCAGUCUCAGUCUCAGAGCUUGUAUAGGAUUCACAGAUUCAACCUUCUUGCAAGUGAUCGCAUCCCUUUGAACAGAACACUACCUGAUAUUAGAAAACCACAGUGCAAAGUUCUCACGUACAAUGUCAAUGAACUUCCUACUACUUCAGUUAUCAUUGUUUUUCAUAAUGAGGCAUGGAGCACUUUGCUGAGAACAGUUCACUCUGUUAUAAAUCGAUCACCAGCCAAAGUGUUAUGGGAAAUUAUUCUUGUAGAUGAUGCGAGCAACAGAACUUUCCUAGGGAAGCCACUGGAGGAUCAUGUUAGCAAAUUAGCCGUAACAGUUAUGGUUUUACGAUCAGACAAGAGAAUUGGUCUGGUACGAGCCAGACUCAUGGGAGCUCGAAAGGCCACUGGUGAUGUGCUAACAUUUCUGGAUGCCCACUGCGAAACUACUGUUGGUUGGCUUGAGCCACUUCUGUAUCGUAUAAAAAUGAACCCAAACUCAGCCGUAUGUCCAAUAAUUGACAUUAUUAGUGACGACAGCUUUGCCCUCCUACGAAGUUUCGAACUUCAUCACGGAGGUAUGUCGUGGAAUCUGCACUUCCGAUGGUUUGGUGCAUCAGAAACCUUAAUGUCGGAAAGACGUGGGAACAUGACCAUUCCUUUCAGGACUCCAGUGAUGGCAGGCGGAUUAUUUGCAAUUGGCAGAGAUUAUUUUGAAAAGGUUGGAACAUACGACGACCAGAUGGAUAUUUGGGGUGGCGAAAACAUUGAAAUGUCUUUACGAAUUUGGCAGUGUGGUGGGCGAGUAGAAACGUCCCCAUGUAGCCAUGUCGCUCACGUAUUCCGGAAAUCAAGUCCUUACACCUUUCCAGGUGGGGUGAAUCAAAUCCUCUAUUCAAAUCUUGCUCGAGCUGCACUAGUAUGGAUGGACGAAUGGAAAGAAUUCUUUUUCAAAAUGAACCCUGAAGCCAACCGUCUUCGUGAUGCCCAGUCCAUCCGGUCACGCCUUGCAUUGCGAGAUAGGCUCAAAUGCAAUGAUUUUAAUUGGUACUUGAAGAACGUUUGGCCUGAGAACUUUUUCCCUGCAUCAGACAGGUUUUUCGGAAAGAUCAUUCAUAAAGCAACUGGCAAAUGUUUAGAGCGACCUCUUGGCGGUGGAGGUGUAUCCCAACCGGUUGGACGCCUUAAGCUCGUUCCAUGCCUUACGCAGUGGUUUGAAGCACAUUUGUGGGUUGCCACAUGGAACAGUACCAAGAAAGAUGGUCGUACGCAUGUCGGUUAUAUUAUGUCCGACGAAUCGCUUUGUGUCGAUGAUUUAGACGGUGAAGCUCGUGCAAUGGCUUGCUCUGGGUUUAGCAAACAAUUGUGGCACCAUAAUUUAAGAACGAACGCCAUUGUUCAUGGCAAUUCCGGCCGAUGUUUGUCCAUUUCGCGUCCGCCAGAAACUCCAGGAGAGGUUUCCGUACAUAAUUGCGAUGGUUCGUCGGAGCAGCAGUGGACUCUACAAUCGGAAUCUUGGAGUUGAUGUGGUAAAACCCGCGUAUUCUCAACCAAUUCGUGUGAUUCUCCCCAUUCCAUUCCACAUCCAGCCUUCUAUCGCCUAGAUUAACAAAUGUGAAUUACGUGUUAAUUUACCUCCGGUAAAGCAGAAGGUGACAACAAUUAUUGUGUUAUUUUAAGUUAAUAUCAGCUAUCACAAUUGUGCCUUCGUAUGCAAAGCUUUCAUU
This is a messenger RNA of Daphnia carinata, 2176 nucleotides long. RefSeq names its product polypeptide N-acetylgalactosaminyltransferase 1-like. The transcript is spliced from 9 exons. Gene Ontology annotation, cellular component: Golgi apparatus. Bases 136 to 1974 code for a protein of 612 amino acids. The record is from RefSeq and is a predicted model, not a curated record. NCBI's taxonomy places the organism in Eukaryota, Metazoa, Arthropoda, Branchiopoda, Diplostraca, Daphniidae.